Molecule: messenger RNA, 1642 nt
Organism: Heterobilharzia americana
Lineage: Eukaryota; Metazoa; Platyhelminthes; Trematoda; Strigeidida; Schistosomatidae
Source: the annotation of a GenBank genome assembly
GGUCGAUAACGGCCUUUGGGAACACAUUCCGAAACGCUCCCCUCUAUGUUUUUCAUUUCCGUGUUUUGUCUCUUGUUUUCCAUCUUUUUCCAUGCUUUAGUGGACAGGAUUACUAAAAUCCUAAACCCAUUGUUACAUGAACUAUCUGAAGUUCAGCAUUCAAAGAAAAAGUAUGUCCAGAGACAACAUUUUGUGUGGCAAAAUUCGUGCAUAUCAUUUGUGCACGCUUUGGUAUCUGGCCUCUGGUCUAUUUCAACGUUUUACUUUGAGCCUGAUUCUCUGACCGACCUUAUAAAUGGAUCCACAAGGUAUUCAGUCGCACUUGUGUCCUACUCCCUUGGUAAUUGUUUUUUUUCCACUUUACAUUCUUUAGGUUACUUUAUUUUUGACUCAGUACACAUGGCUGUUCUGCAUCCUUAUCGUUCUACUGUCGAGUUACUUGUGCAUCACUUCAUUAUAUUUAUUUGUUUUUCAUCUGCCUUACUUUCAGGGAAAUAUAUCGGAUAUGCAGUUGUCUCACUUCUUCCUGAAGUCAACUCCAUCUUCUUACAUCUACGAAGGGUGAUGAAUUACUUACGUAUACCCAAAGAUAACCGCUUCUUCCGUGCGACCUGUCUACUGAAUAUUGGUACAUUCAUCAUAUUUCGUUUCAUUGUAUUAUCUUGGAUGACUCGCUGGAUUGUUAUUAAUCGUGAUCAUAUUCCUUUUGGAUAUUAUUGCCUUGGAUCUGUUGGUCUUGCUGUGUUAAUGGUUAUGAAUAUUGUUCUUUUCAUCCGAGUGGUUUAUGCGGAUUUUCUGACAAACAAUACAGUCUCCAGUGCAGCCUCAUUAGUUGCUGCAGCUGGUGUGGGAACAAGUGCAAAUGGAAAACCCCAUCUCUCUAUGCAUUCAUCAUACAUGUCUACACAUUAAAAGCAUUUGUAUGUUGCAAAACGAUUUUCAGUUGUUCUUUUCUUUGGUUUUAUACACUGUAUGAGUUCCUUUUUUCUCUCUAAAUUCUAGGUCUAACGCUUUCAUAGUCAGUUUGUCUUCUACAAAAUUAUUUGUCUUUUCACUUAUAUAUGUAUAGAUCAUGUGGCUUUUUCAUUUAUGCCACUUAUUAAUAUUUAUAAACAUUUAAAAACUUAUCUCAGGUUUUUUUAUUCUAAAUUUUAAAAUUGCAAUAGGGUGUUUCUAUCACUAUCCUAAUGAUUGAAUUCUAAGCUGUUUAUUUCCUUACUAUAUAUCAGGGAUUUUUUAACACUGAUUCACCGUUUUAUGUGUGAUAUUAUCAUGGUUAAUGCAGAAAACAGUUUUUUUUGGUUAUCUUAAAGUGUACAUUUGAAAGUUAUGUCAGGUUUCUGAAGUGGAUUAAUAAAUGUAAAUGCAUCGUUUUACAUGAGAACUGUGAAGAUGCAUUAGUGUUUAUUUUUGUACAUGGUGUAUUCGAACGCAGAAUUUUGAUAGGGUUUUUUUCCUUACGGGAAUCUGACAGUCGCGUGUAAACUCAACAUACAUAACUUACCUUCUAAAUUGAUAACCAAUGGUCUUCAUCUUGUGUCAAAAUUGGAUUUGUGAACUGUUUUUGACGAUUUAAGCUAUAAUUGACAGAAUAUCUGAGCCUUGAAUUUCAAUCAUUUUUCGAAACUUCGCUAAAAGCUAC